Molecule: messenger RNA, 3321 nt
Organism: Metarhizium album ARSEF 1941
Lineage: Eukaryota; Fungi; Ascomycota; Sordariomycetes; Hypocreales; Clavicipitaceae
Product: NAD(P) transhydrogenase precursor
Exons: 9
Coding region: 1-3321 (1106 amino acids)
Biological process (GO): proton transmembrane transport; NADPH regeneration
Cellular component (GO): mitochondrial inner membrane
Molecular function (GO): NAD binding; NADP binding
Source: RefSeq, a predicted model, not a curated record
AUGGCGUCGAACGUGCUCCGCCCGCUCUCGUCUGAGCUUUCCUCCGCCGCCCUAACCGCUACUCGUCUUGCGCGACGUCGCCUCGGGCCGAAAGGUGUAGAUGUACUUUCAUUGUCUUGCGCUCGUCGCCUCGGAUACAGUACUCUUGGGCAAACCGAGCAGCGGGCUCUCGUUCCUUCCGUGACUCGCAAGUGCCUGGCUUUGGUUCGCCAUGCUUCUGUCGCGACGACAAUAGUGCCAGAGGCUGGAGAGCACCAGCAUUCUCCAGAGGCGCUACCUCCGACGAUACCCUACAGUCGCCUCACCGUCGGUGUGCCAAGGGAGAUCUACCCCGGUGAACGCCGUGUUGCUCUCACGCCAGCCAAUGCCGCACUCUUGCUCAAAAAGGGCUUCGGAAAGAUCAUUGUCGAGCGUGGCGCUGGCUCGCAAGCCGAAUUUCUCGACGAGGCCUAUGAAAAGGCGGGUGCUAACUUGGCUGACGGUCCACAGGCCGUGUGGUCUGCAUCCGAUGUUGUCCUCAAGGUUCGCAGUCCGUCCGCGGAUGAAGUAAACUAUAUCAAGGAGAAGCAAACCGUCAUUUCUUUCCUGCAACCCGCUCAGAACCAGAGUCUCGUUCGAAAGAUUGCAGACCGCAAGGCAACGGUCUUUGCCAUGGACAUGAUACCCCGAAUUUCUCGUGCGCAAGUAUUCGACGCCCUGAGCAGCAUGGCAAACAUUGCUGGUUACAAGGCCGUUUUGGAGGCCUCCAAUAUCUUUGGACGAUUCUUGACUGGCCAAGUUACCGCCGCCGGCAAGAUCCCUCCCUGUAAGGUCUUGGUUAUCGGUGCCGGUGUCGCUGGUUUGAGCGCUAUUGCUACAGCUCGACGAAUGGGCGCCGUUGUUCGUGGAUUUGACACCAGACCCGCCGCCAGGGAACAGGUGCAGUCUCUUGGCGCAGAAUUUAUCGAAGUCGAUAUUCAAGAAGAUGGCUCUGGAGCCGGAGGUUAUGCCAAGGAAAUGAGCAGGGAGUUCAUUGAAGCUGAAAUGAGGCUUUUCAAGGACCAGGCCAAAGAGGUCGACAUCAUUAUUACCACCGCCCUUAUUCCCGGCAAGCCCGCUCCAAAGCUUAUCAGAACUGACAUGCUGGAUGUCAUGAAACCUGGUAGCGUCGUUGUUGAUCUUGCCGCCGAGGCCGGCGGUAACUGUGAAGCUACCAAAGAGGGCGAGCUGGCGAUGUAUAAAGACGUCAAAAUUAUCGGAUAUACCGAUCUGCCUUCACGCCUGCCGACCCAGUCUUCGACCCUUUACUCGAAUAACAUCACCAAGUUUCUGCUUUCAAUGGCCCCCAAGGACAAAGAAUUCGGAAUCGACCUCUCUGAUGAAGUUGUCCGCGGCUCAAUUGUUACCCAGAAUGGCAAGAUUCUGCCCCCCGCUCCUCGGCCUGCUCCGCCCCCGGCCGCUGCAAAGCCUGCAGCUGAGCCUGAGAUUGAGGUUCGAGAGCUCACCCCUUGGCAGAAGAAGACGAGGGAGGUUGGAGCUGUUACCGCAGGUAUGGGAAGCGUGCUCGCCUUGGGCAAGUUUACUGGUCCGCUCUUCAUGUCCAAUGCCUUCACAUUUGGUCUGGCUAGUUUGAUUGGUUAUCGUGUCGUUUGGGGGGUUGCUCCCGCACUGCAUUCUCCUCUCAUGAGCGUUACAAAUGCUAUUUCUGGCAUGGUUGGUGUUGGUGGUCUUUUCAUCUUGGGAGGUGGUUAUGUUCCUGAGACGAUUCCUCAAGUAUUUGGUGCCCUGAGCGUUUUGCUUGCCUUUGUCAACGUCGGUGGUGGUUUCGUAAUCACUAAACGAAUGCUGGAUAUGUUUAAACGACCGACCGACCCCCCUGAGUACCCCUGGCUAUACGCAGCGCCUGCGGUUCUUUUCGGAGGGGGGUUCAUUGCUGCUGCUUCCACCGGCACCGCUGGACUUGUCCAAGCCGGAUAUCUCAUUAGCUCUGUUCUUUGCAUUGGAUCGAUCUCUGGUCUUGCUUCUCAGGCCACCGCCCGCAUGGGCAACAUGCUUGGUAUUCUUGGUGUCGGGUCCGGUGUUCUGGCGAGCCUGCUUGCUGUAGGAUUUUCACCCGAGGUUCUGACUCAAUUUGGAGCCCUUGCCGCCGUUGGCGCAUCGGCUGGAAUGCUCAUAGGCAAGAGAAUCACGCCCACAGACCUUCCGCAGACGGUUGCUGCACUUCACUCUGUGGUUGGUUUGGCUGCAGUCUUGACCAGCGUUGGUAGCGUUAUGGCUGAUGUUGCGGAUAUUUCGACCUUGCAUAUGGUUACUGCAUAUGUCGGCGUCCUCAUCGGUGGCAUUACUUUCACCGGGUCCCUCGUCGCGUUCAUGAAGCUGGCGGGUAGGAUGUCAUCCAAACCUACGAUCCUUCCUGGCCGACAUGUGAUUAACGGGGGACUGCUCGCCACAAACAUGGCUACCAUGGGUGCCUUCAUCACCAUGGCCCCGGGGAGCCCAAUGAUUGCCGCUGGUGCGCUUGCUGCAAACACGGCACUGAGUUUCGUCAAGGGUUACACGACUACUGCCGCGAUUGGCGGCGCCGACAUGCCCGUCGUCAUUACUGUGCUAAAUGCCUACAGUGGAUUCGCCCUCGUAGCCGAAGGCUUUAUGCUGGACAAUCCGCUUCUCACCAGCGUUGGAGCGCUGAUUGGCGUGUCCGGCUCAAUUUUGUCGUACAUUAUGUGCGUGGCCAUGAAUCGAUCUCUCACGAAUGUCUUGUUUGGCGGGCUGUCGACACCGACAGCCGUGCAGGAAUAUAAACCCCAAGGAGAAGUUACGCAAACAAACGUCGAUGAGCUGGCCGAUGCCCUACUGAAUUCAGAAUCGGUAAUUCUAGUUGUUGGCUAUGGUAUGGCCGUGGCAAAAGCCCAGUACGCAAUCUCAUCAAUCGUGUCUCGUUUGCGAUCCAAGGGCGUCACUGUGCGGUUUGCUAUUCAUCCCGUGGCAGGCCGGAUGCCUGGUCAAUGCAACGUUUUGCUUGCCGAAGCCAGCGUCCCGUACGACAUUGUGCUGGAAAUGGACGAAAUCAAUGAUGACUUCCCCGACACCGACUUGACUGUCGUCAUUGGUGCCAACGACACUGUAAACCCGAUUGCCAUGGAAAAGGGGAGUGCGAUCGAGGGUAUGCCGGUGCUGCAUGCGUGGAAGAGCAAGCAAGUUGUGGUGAUGAAGAGAGGCAUGGCAAGUGGCUAUGCUGAUGUUCCUAAUCCCAUGUUUUACAUGCCAAACACGAAGAUGUUGUUUGGUGACGCCAGGAACACCUGCGAAGCAAUAAAGACAGCGAUCGAGGCGAAGAUGUAA